CCCCCUAACCCCGCUUCUCGAGCAUGCUCUCUGUUCUCAGACCUCAAUCCUCUCAGUAUCUGAACUCCCGAAGACUAUGGAAUCUAACCUCUCAACCCACACAUCACGUCGCGCGAAACGAUCUAAAGCUCCAGUCCAGAAGGCAACCGUGAUCAAGUCCGCCGAAGUGAGUCCCAGAAAGACCAGCAACAACAACAUCGACCAAGGGAUCCUUGACAAGAUCCAAAAAUGCCUGAGUCGUGCCAGACACGCCUCCGCAAACGAAGGCGAAGCAAAAGCCGCUCUAUUCCUAGCCCAGAGGAUGAUGGCCCUAUACAACGUCACACAUGCAGAUCUGCUCGCCAAUGACGACGUCGCAGACAAAGCGCAGUAUGGAGGUCGGAGCGUGGUGUCCAUCCAAAACGCCCACGACCGCACCAAGCGCGUCAGAAAAGAGACGUUUGUCGACAAAUUAGCCAAUGCCAUGUGUACCCUCUACGAUUGCAAAUGCUAUUCAGUGGAUAGGCAUGUCUCUAUUGAGUGGUCGUUCUUUGGCAUUGCGGCAAACACGGUCACGGCAGCAGGGGCUUUCGAAGCGGUGCAUAACAAGACGCUCCAAUGGGCAUGUGCGUACAAGGGAGGGACGCCAACGUUCAGCUACCGCAUGGGUCUUGCGGAUGGACUGGUGAGUAUGGCGUAUCGGAUCAAGCGCAGAGAGCUAGUUGAGGUUCGGCGAAAGGAGCUGGACAUGAUUGCCGCCAGCGAUCGAGAAGAAGAAAGGCGGCGAAAGGAGGAACUUGAUCGUAUUCAAAGGUUAGCGCCGUUGAAAGUCGAUGAUGACGAUAAUAACAGUGACGAUGAUGAUGAUUUCGCCAAUAAUGACAGUGGACCGUUCAUUACAAACCCCUCUGACAACAUGGAUGUCGACGAAGUCGGGCAGGUUAGGGAUGGGGGUGGAAGAGCCGAUUUCAAUGAGCAUGAUAUUGAGGUGAUAGAUCUGACAGAGGAUGUGGACGACAACUUGGAGAGAUUGAUCAAACGAGAACGGCCAAAGAGCUUGAAAAUGGACAAUAUCCGUCAACAUCCGGUCAAACCCGAGCCUUCAGCUACGGCAAUCAAGGACGAGAAUACCUCCGCUUCUCCGUGGGCCUCUGAGAUGCAGCUGGUCCGGUUCCGUGCCAUGUCCGAACAGAUUGCAGAAGAUUAUCUCAAGAAGCGAAAUAUCAAGCCUCGGGAGAGGAAGGCUCGGCCUGUGGUUGCUCGACACAUCGAUUCUUAUCGUCAAGGCUGGAGGGACAGCAGCAAGAUUGAUAUCCCACUCCCUUCUACUGUCACUUAAGAUAUGCACGAAUGUUACUGUUUUCUUGUUUCCUAGUUAGUUAGCAUAGUGGUUCUGACGUCUCACCAUAGGAUCCCGCCUCAAGGAUCUUGCGGAGCGAGGUCCUCGUAAAUGGAACACCUUCUUCCUGCAUUAUGGUCCCACUCAUGAUAUUUGCAAGUAUAGCAGGGCCAACAUGCAUAAAUCCCACCUGCGGCACAGUGACGCCAUAUAACUGUCGGAAGAUGGGUUUUUCCCCUGUGCUUGGGUGCCAGGCUGCACAGAUUAGUAGUUAACUAUCCAAAAUGGUAGUGAUUUAGGU
Messenger RNA from Aspergillus melleus, 1619 nucleotides. RefSeq names its product DUF2786 domain-containing protein. Bases 77 to 1318 code for a protein of 413 amino acids. The transcript has a single exon. The record is from RefSeq and is a predicted model, not a curated record. NCBI's taxonomy places the organism in Eukaryota, Fungi, Ascomycota, Eurotiomycetes, Eurotiales, Aspergillaceae.